AUGUAUAAGUGGUUAAUUGUAUUUUUCAGUUUAUCAACUGUAAUUGUGUCUAAUUAUUUAACGGAAGCAUGUUUUGGUUGUUCAAAACAUACAUACAAACUAUAUUCGAAGCAUAUAAGAAACAUAGCUAGAUUGUCAGAUUUAAGAAAAUUAAAUGAUCUUGCUUUGAUUGGGACGCACGUAUCAUUCUCAUACAGGACGACUUUGGAAGAAAUAAAAAGUCAAGAACUUAAUAUCCACCAGCAAUUGAUGUCCGGGAUAAGAGUUUUCGACAUUCCUGUAAGGCCAAACGGUAACUCAUUUGAACUCUGUAUGAGUUACAUUUCUUUGAAUAUAGAUCUUCAUCGAGCAUUAAUUCCAAUGUAUAAGUUUCUCUAUAAUUACCCUCGUGAAUUUAUAAUAAUGAAUAUUUAUCAAGAUCCUGAUUCAAUUAUGUCUUAUAAUGAGCAAUUUUACACCAAUUGCGAAAUAAUUGAUUAUUACAUAAAACAUACUUAUGGUGGACGGUUUCUAACUACAAAUUGGACACUUGAAGAUCAUAUUAAAGAUCAUCGAGGUAAAAUACUGGUCGCCACUUCUGAUGAAUCAUUUUCAGGAUGUGCUUUCAAUAUUAACCAACAUUGUCUAGUUCAAAAAGACGAGAUGGUUCACAAGCAUAAAAAACCGCCACAUAUUUUUAACAAGUGGGAUUCUAUUUCGAAUUUGAUAAAAGACAGCCAACGUCAUUUUUUUAAAUGUUAUGUUAACGAUAUCAGCUUUUCUAACGGCAUACAUACCCGCCGAGCUAUUGCAAAAGAUGGUGGCUACGACUUCCGGUCACAAUGUCCUCGACCAAUGAAUGAAAUAAUGGCGGAAAAAUUCAUAAACCCACAUCGUGGUCUGCUACUCAUUUUUGUUGAUUUCGUAACUCAAAACUUGAUAGACGUUGUUCAUAAUAGUAAUCAUUACCAUCACCAUCAUGCUUCGCAUCAUGAGUCGUGCAAUUCUUUUCAAUAA
Messenger RNA from Cotesia congregata, 996 nucleotides. The record is from the annotation of a GenBank genome assembly. NCBI's taxonomy places the organism in Eukaryota, Metazoa, Arthropoda, Insecta, Hymenoptera, Braconidae.